This is a messenger RNA of Labeo rohita (rohu), 285 nucleotides long. It is a transcript of the gene cox7a1, whose product is annotated as cytochrome c oxidase subunit 7A2, mitochondrial. The transcript is spliced from 3 exons. Bases 21 to 203 code for a protein of 60 amino acids. NCBI's taxonomy places the organism in Eukaryota, Metazoa, Chordata, Actinopteri, Cypriniformes, Cyprinidae. The record is from RefSeq and is a predicted model, not a curated record. Gene Ontology annotation, biological process: mitochondrial respirasome assembly; regulation of oxidative phosphorylation; mitochondrial electron transport, cytochrome c to oxygen.
UCAGCACAACCGUCCGGCAAAUGAAAAACAAGGUGCCUGAGAGACAGAAGGUUUUCCUGGAGGAUAAUGGUCUGCCAGUCCACAUUAAGGGAGGAUCCACUGAUGUCCUUCUCUACCGUUUGACCAUGACCAUCACAAUUGCAGGCACUGGCUUUUCCUUAUACUGGUUGCUGGUGGCCUGCCUGCCCAAGAGUAAAGCAUAAUUACUUUGAUACUGCAUGAUGCUGUAAAAAUCUAUUACAUUUCAAAUACCUUAAUAAAACACAUAUAAUCUUACAACUACAA